ACCGGGCUUGGAGAGAGCGGGGAGGUGUUGGUAGAGGCGAGCCGGGACUGGCUCGUGAAGAGCUGCCGCCGCCGCCGCCGCCGCCGCUGCCGCCUGGGCUGGGGGGAGGGACCCGGGUCGGCGGAGAGGGAGGGGGCGUCGCCUGUCGUCGCGGGAUGAGGAGAGGCUGCGGGGCCCCGCGCUCCGCCCCGGCGGCCUAGGGUAACGGAGCCCCCGCCCCCCGGGACUCUGGCGGCGUGCGGCCGCCUGUCCCCUCCCUCUCUCACUCCCUCAGUCCGUCCGCUGUCGGACCCUUCGCGUCCGAAGCCUUCCCCACCCCUUUGUCGGUGUGCCGAGAUACUUUCGGGGGUCACCCCUGACCUUCGCCUGGCUCGAGCUUUUGGGCCCCCUAAGUUUGCGGAACUGCCCCGUUAAACGACCCCGGGCGCUCUUGGCAACGAGCUGCCGGCUCCGGUACACAAAACGCGGCCCUAAGCGGCAACCGAAGGGCCUUCGUCCACUCUCCUUAUUUCGGGCCGAGGGGAAAGUUGUCGGGGGAGGCUGGAAACUUGAGAAGCGGAGGGUCCUCUCUGUUUUGGUUGUGUGCGUGUGUGUGGACUCUGACCAGAUAAACUGGCUUAUUGCUGCUUAUCCAGAUCAAGGUGGAUGGCUCAGUCUCCUCCUGGUAUUCUGUAUUCAGGUAGAAGCCUGAGUUUUGAUCUAUGUUCCACCUUCAUCCAGCUGCCUGAGAGGAUUUCAUGAUCACAUGACCCUGGAUAUGGACGCUGUCUUGUCAGAUUUUGUCCGUUCCACGGGAGCCGAACCAGGGUUGGCCCGUGAUCUUUUGGAAGGAAAAAAUUGGGAUGUAAGUGCAGCCCUCAAUGAUUUUGAACAGCUUCGUCAGGUCCAUGCUGGGAACCUGCCCCCACCCUUCAGUGAGGGUCGUGGUGGCCCCAGACCCCCUGAGAAGGGACCUCCUGAAAGGGAGCCCACUCGUCCCCCCCGACCCACCCUUCAUCGUCAGGAUGAUAUUAUCCAAGAGAAACGCUUGUCCCGGGGCAUCUCUCAUGCCAGCUCCAGCAUCGUUUCCCUAGCCCGUUCCCAUGUCUCCUCUAGUGGUGGGAGUGGGGGGAGCAGUGAACACCCUCUGGAGAUGCCCAUUUGUGCCUUCCAGCUUCCAGACCUCACUGUAUUCACUGAAGACUUCCGCAACUUCAUCGAGAGGGAUCUUAUUGAACAAUCCAUGUUGGUUGCCCUGGAACAAGCAGGGCGCCUAAACUGGUGGGUAAGUGUGGACCCUACCUGCCAAAGACUUCUGCCUCUAGCAACAACAGGAGAUGGAAACUGCCUCCUACAUGCAGCUUCUCUUGGGAUGUGGGGUUUCCAUGAUCGAGACCUAAUGCUACGUAAGGCACUUUACUCACUGAUGGAGAAGGGAGUAGAGAAGGAGGCACUAAGACGACGUUGGAGGUGGCAACAAACACAACAGAAUAAGGAGUCUGGGCUUGUGUAUACAGAGGAGGAAUGGCAGAAGGAAUGGAAGGAGCUCAUCAAGCUUGCUUCUAGUGAACCCCGAAUGCACCUAGGGACCAGUGGAGCCGGCUGUGGAGGUGUGGAAAGUUCAGAAGAACCUGUAUAUGAGAGCCUGGAAGAGUUCCAUGUCUUUGUUCUUGCACAUGUGCUUAAGAGGCCGAUUGUUGUUGUGGCAGACACCAUGCUUAGGGACUCUGGUGGAGAAGCAUUUGCCCCAAUCCCCUUUGGGGGUAUCUAUCUACCCUUGGAAGUCCCAGCCAGCCGGUGUCACCGAUCGCCCCUAGUAUUGGCCUAUGAUCAAGCUCAUUUCUCUGCCCUGGUGUCAAUGGAGCAGAAAGAGAACUCCAAGGAGCAAGCAGUGAUCCCACUCACAGACUCUGAGCACAAGCUGCUACCUUUACACUUUGCUGUGGAUCCUGGAAAGACCUGGGAGUGGGGAAAGGAUGAGAGUGACAAUGUCAGACUUGCCAGUGUGACUCUGUCCCUGGAGGCAAAAUUACACCUGCUACAUAGCUACAUGAAUGUGAAAUGGAUCUCUUUACCUUCUGAUGCACAGGCUCCCUUGGCCCAACCAGAGUCUCCCACAGCCUCAGCCGGGGAUGAACCCCGCUCUACCCCCGAGUCAGGGGAAUCUGACAAGGAGUCAGUUGGCAGCAACUCCACCAGCAAUGGAGGAAGUGGUCGAAAAGAGAAGCCAAAGCGAGAUCGAGAGAAGGAUAAGAAGAGAGCAGAUUCAGUUGCUAAUAAGUUGGGCAGCUUUGGCAAGACUUUGGGCAGUAAACUCAAGAAGAACAUGGGGGGCCUGAUGCAUGGCAAGGGGGCUAAGCCUGUUGGAGUUGGGGCAGGGUCCGGGGUGCCACCCAGUGCCAGUGAGAUACUGGACAAGAAAAAGAAAGGAUCGAUCAAGGGCUGGAAAGGCAGCAAGGAGGACACAUCUGGGGAUAUCGUUGUGUCUGAAAAACCCACACCGGAGUCUCCAGGGGAUGGAGGGAGCAAGUACAGCCAGGAGGUGAGGCUGAGCUUGAGCAUUAUGAGAAUUGCAAUGCAGGGGGAACGUAAGUUUAUUUUUGCUGGAAACCUGAAGAUGAGUCACCGACACCAGUAUCAGGAGGAGAUGAUCCAGCGCUACCUGGCAGAUGCUGAGGAGAGAUUCCAGGCUGAGCAGAAACAGAAAGAAGCAGAAAGAAAAAUGAAUGGAGGGGGUGGAAGUGGCCCCCCCCCAGCAAAGAAACCAGAGCCCGAUGGGGGAGAAGAACUCCUGAGCCCCUCCCCACUAGACCCCAAGGCUGCCCUCUCUACCAGCCACCCUGGGGGUUUCACUAUACCCAGGCCAACUGGGGGUGGUCCCCACUGCCAGGACCUUGGAAGGCAGGUGGCAGGGGGUCCCUGUGGAGGACUCCCUUCUUAUGCUACCUUCCCUAGACAGUGCUCCUCAGGGCGGCCCCAUCCCCAUCAGGACCCAGUUCCUUUGGAGAGAGACAGUCAUUCUGUGGAUGGAAACCAAGGGGGAUCAUUGUUACCCUCCCCCUAUCGUGUGGCAGACAACUACAGUAAUGGCUACAGGGAGCCCCCAGAGCCAGAUGGUGCUGGUGAAUGGGGUGGAGGGACAGUGGAAGACUUGGGGCUUCCCCUGACUCAGACCAAGUGCAAACAACCAAACUGCACCUUCUAUGGACACCCCGAGACCAGCAACUUUUGUUCCUGUUGCUACCGAGAUGAACUGAAGCGGAGGGAGCAGGAAAGGGGUGGAGAGCUGUUGGUACACAGAUUCUGAAUGGGGGUGGAAGCUGGGAGGGUAAGGGGGCAAAACAAAGAGAGGUAAGCGCAACUCCUUGGCUCAUCGUGACCCAGCCUGCUGUGGGUGGGGCUAAUGCAAUAACUUCUGUGGGACCCAACCCAGGCUUCAGGGUGUUGGGGGGAUGGUAGCCCUGGCUGCGAGGAGCUGACCUGGACCAGGUUGGGGGACUUAAGGAAGGUACCUCCCAAUAGAAGUAAGAUCCGUGGAACUGGGUUUGUCAGGGUAAGAGAAGCAAAUGGGACAUUGUUGUGGUUCCACUGAAUAACCCAUCUUGGAGAGUGUUAAGGGACAGUUGGCUAAUGGGACACCAUGAGGCUAGUAGAGAAAUAGGCUUGAGGUAGGAGGAAUAAAAGACCAAAUUUCUUGGUAGGUGGAAAAGUAUGUGACAGAGGGGAGGUUAAAAUAAACUUAACUAUGGUUAGGAUUCAAGUAGAAAGUAGGGUGGGAUCCUCCCUGGAAGAAUGGCUGGGAUGGGGUGGGAGAAGAGGGCAGUGUUUAGUUUUAAUCACGAAGUUUAUUAUUUCCUAGUGAUGGAAGGAAAUAAUCUUCCUACAGUUCUGUUUCCUCCUUUAAAAAAACAUUUUAAGAAGUCUGUGUCAUUUAUUCCAGUUUGGGGGGAGGAUUGUUUGUUCUUUCCUACCCUUUUCAAAGUCACAGUUCAUUUGGGUUGAGGUAGCUGCCAGUUGAUGGGUUAUGGUUUAUUUUUAAUUUUAAUUAUCUUAGCUUUAAAGCCUUUUGUGGAGGAAUAGAGGCAGAAGAGCAACUUGAGUGUUUUGGGUUUUUUUUUUUUUCUGGAUGAAUUUUGCAGAGAGCUUGUAGAGAUCAUGAUUUUUGGCCAUAUCAGUAACUAAACAUGGGGGUGAAAUAUAGCCUUGGCUUGGCGGGUGGGAGAUAACUGGCAAGACUGUUAAA
Messenger RNA from Sarcophilus harrisii (Tasmanian devil), 4222 nucleotides. RefSeq names its product OTU deubiquitinase 7B (gene OTUD7B). Gene Ontology annotation, biological process: protein K63-linked deubiquitination; protein K11-linked deubiquitination; protein K48-linked deubiquitination. Lineage: Eukaryota; Metazoa; Chordata; Mammalia; Dasyuromorphia; Dasyuridae. Gene Ontology annotation, cellular component: cytoplasm; nucleus. Bases 746 to 3286 code for a protein of 846 amino acids. The transcript is spliced from 13 exons. The record is from RefSeq and is a predicted model, not a curated record. Gene Ontology annotation, molecular function: K63-linked polyubiquitin modification-dependent protein binding; DNA binding; zinc ion binding.